Molecule: messenger RNA, 1008 nt
Organism: Metschnikowia bicuspidata var. bicuspidata NRRL YB-4993
Lineage: Eukaryota; Fungi; Ascomycota; Pichiomycetes; Serinales; Metschnikowiaceae
Exons: 1
Coding region: 1-1008 (335 amino acids)
Source: RefSeq, a predicted model, not a curated record
AUGGACAUCAAGAAGAGCUACGAAUACUGGCAAGAACUCGUGAGCAAGAACAUGAAACUGAGACUCAAGCCGAGGCGAGCCUCGGAUGCGGGGGGAGGCGCUGAAAUUUCGAACGACCAGCUGCGAGAGCGUGUGCCUCCAUACCGUGAGCCCACUUUAAGAGACCUUAUGACCAGCGAGGAGCUUGAACUUUUCUCCAAGCCCGAGUUGCAAUCGUUCCGUCAAAAAGUGAGCGAAAAGCUCGCGUUACAAAGGGGGCUACAACUAAAGGACUCUGAUGUAGACAAACUCCUUGAGUCCUGUUUGGCGGAUCUGCAGUUCAGCCAAGGAUUCGACCCAUAUGGCAACGAAGAUGAAGUUGGGCUUCACGAUGGCAAUUCGUGUACCCAGGACUUGGCUUUGAACACGUACGAGGGGCCGGGGGAAUCUGAUGAAGAUGUCCUUGCGGACGACUAUCAUAUGAUGGGACCGUCCAGACACCGCCACUUCGAAGUAGAGCUAAGCGAUGGGCCUCCAGGUAUUGAGCCGGAUCCGAACGAGCCUUCGUGUGAAUUCACUUUUGAGUACGACCGCGAUGGGAAGUUGAUACCCACGUCUAACAACAUAGAAGAGAAACUCCGGCUAAUGAAUUUGCAGUCCCAGAUUACCAACGAGGCACUUUCACAAGCCCUGGCCCUGGCCAUGGCCAUGGCUGCGGGCGGCAAAAAGAAGAAAAAACAUAACAAGAAGAAGAAGAAAGCGAAAGGCGAGGAGGACCACGGCACCUGUGUCGAGACAAGGUCUGACUUGUGCUUGUUUUGUCAAUACGAGACGUUCUACGGUGUGAAGCCACUUUACUCGAUGAGAAAACUGGACUAUACGCACAAGUGGGAGAUGGAGCGGAGAAUGAAAUUUCGUGAAAAGCUAGGGGCGGCAAAGCUGUAUAAGGCCAAGCAUGAGCACAGCCGAGACGACGCCGUGUUGGUGGACGACCUGGAGGACAGUCAUGGGACAGUUGAAGACGAAUGA